UCACAGGACUCUGUGACCUUCGAGGACGUGUUCGUGUACUUCUCCCGGGAGGAGUGGGGACUCCUUGAUGAGGCUCAGAGGCUGCUGUACCGCCAUGUGAUGCUGGAGAACUUUGCCUUGGCAGCCUCACUGGGUUGCUGGCGUGAAGCAGAGGAGGAGAGGACACCUUCUGAGCAGGAUGUUUCUGUGGAAGGAGUGGCACAGGUCAGGACUCUGUCCACCCAGAAAGCCCAUCCCUGUGAGAGAUGCGACCCUGUCUUCGAAGACAUUGUACACCUGGCUCAGCACCAGGGGUCACACCCCACAAAGAAACCGUACAUGUGUGAACUAAGUGAGAGAAACCUAUCUGGUGCAAACUUUCAACAGCAGCAGGAGCAACAUGGUGAAGAGAAUCCCUUCAGAAAGGAUGAUGGUCAGGCCUCAUUCGUGAAGAACUGGACAGUCCACAUGGCAAGGUGGCCCUUCACGUCCAAGGAAGAAGGAACGGGUUUCCUAGACAGCCCUGGCCUCUUCCAGCAGCACACUACUCACACUGGGAUGAGACCAUCCAGAAAGACUGAGUGCAUGGAGUCCUUUCCGCACAGCUCCACUGUCAGUCAGCACCAGGGUGCUUAUGCUGGACACAUGCUCUUCAAGUGUAGCAACUAUGGGGAAGCUUUUCUGAAGACCUUUGCUCUCCUUGACAACUGGAUCACUCAAACUGAAAGACCCUUCAGGUGUCUCACGUGUGGAAAUGCCUUCAAGGAGAAAUCAGCUCUUAUUAAACACAGAAAAACUCACAGUGGAGAAACAGCUCAUGUGUGUAAGGAAUGUGGAAAGGUCUUCACUCACCUGUCCCACCUCAGAACGCACCAGAAAUUUCAUAUAGGAAAAAGGCAUUACGUGUGCAGCGAAUGUAGGAAGGCCUUCAGCCGUAAAGACACCCUUGUUCAGCAUCAGAGAGUUCACACUGGAGAAAGGUCUUAUGACUGCAGUGAGUGUGGAAAAGCCUAUAGCAGAAGCUCCCACCUUGUUCAGCACCAGAGAAUCCACACUGGAGAAAGACCUUAUAAGUGUGAGGAAUGUGGGAAAGCCUUCAGCCGGAAAGACACACUUGUUCAGCACCAGAGAUUUCAUACAGGAGAAAGACCUUAUGAGUGCAGUGAAUGUGGGAAAUUCUUUAGCCAAAGUUCCCACCUGAUUGAGCACUGGAGAAUUCAUACUGGGGCAAGGCCUUAUGAGUGCAUUGAGUGUGGAAAAUUCUUUAGCCAUAAUUCCAGCCUCAUCAAACAUCGGAGAGUCCACACAGGAGCAAGGUCUUAUGUAUGCAACAAAUGCGGGAAAGCCUUCAGCUGCAAAGAUACACUUGUUCAGCACCAGAUAAUUCACACUGGGAUAAGGCCUUACGAGUGCCGUGAAUGUGGGAAAGCCUUUAGCCGUAAGGACACUCUUGUCCAGCACCAGAAAAUCCACACUGGAGAAAGGCCUUAUGAGUGUGGUGAAUGUGGGAAAUUCUUCAGCCAUAGCUCCAACCUUAUUGUUCACCAGAGAAUUCACACUGGAGCAAAGCCUUACGAAUGCAGCGAAUGUGGGAAAUGCUUUAGCCACAAUUCCAGCCUCAUUCUACACCAGAGAGUGCACACUGGAGCAAGGCCUUAUGUAUGUAGUGAAUGUGGGAAAGCCUACAUCAGUAGCUCCCACCUCGUCCAGCACAAGAAAGUUCACACUGGAGCAAGGCCUUAUGAGUGCAGUGAAUGUGGGAAAUUCUUUAGCCGCAACUCCAGCCUCAUUCUACACCAGAGAGUUCACACUGGAGAAAAGCCUUAUGUGUGCAGCGAAUGUGGGAAAGCCUAUAGCAGAAGCUCCCAUCUUGUUCGGCACAAGAAAGUGCACACUGGAGAGAGGCCUCAUGAGUGCAAUAAUUUUAGUGACCCUUUAUCUGCAUCUCUUUAA
This is a messenger RNA of Orycteropus afer afer, 1932 nucleotides long. NCBI's taxonomy places the organism in Eukaryota, Metazoa, Chordata, Mammalia, Tubulidentata, Orycteropodidae. The record is from RefSeq and is a predicted model, not a curated record.